This is a messenger RNA of Panicum hallii, 3001 nucleotides long. RefSeq names its product transcription factor ILI6. The coding region runs from base 2258 to 2629 and encodes 123 amino acids. Gene Ontology annotation, molecular function: protein dimerization activity. The record is from RefSeq and is a predicted model, not a curated record. The transcript is spliced from 5 exons. NCBI's taxonomy places the organism in Eukaryota, Viridiplantae, Streptophyta, Magnoliopsida, Poales, Poaceae. Gene Ontology annotation, biological process: regulation of DNA-templated transcription; regulation of growth.
GGGGGGUGGGGGGGGGGGGGGGGUGGCGAUACGAUCCCCCGCAAGGGUUCCGCAGUAUUGCAACCAUGUUGCAUGGACGUAAUGUAAUUGGAGAGAUAACAUUUGUUAAACUGCAAUGGAGAUAGGUACCUAUUUCCCUUCAAGUGGGACUUAUAAAUUUCUCCCAGCUACACUUGGAUGCUUCGAAAUACGUUUAUAGGCAAGUUCCUUGUCUCCUAGCCUUCUAAUUGUAUUACUACUGUGAUGUAGAUGCUGGGACGUAGAGCUGUCCCUACGUAUGUUAAAUAUAUAUUAGGUUGAUUAGUUUUCGGCAACCGAAACAUCUAUAGAUCUGGAACCUGCAGUUAUCUUGUCUGUAUAUCUUUUAUAUUCUGAACAUGGAGAUGACCAAGAAAAUAUACUGCUCGAUUACUGUGAAGUGAUGCUGUUCAACAGAAAAGUCUUGGAAGGAAACUUGGUUCAUAUAAAGCUUUACUAGUUAUGCGCACUCCUCUAAAUAAUGCUACAGUAACUGUCCUGAUCUCAUUGCAAACUCGUUCUGAAAGAUCCUUGAGUAUAGCUCGACUAGGUAAGCAGAGAUACUUUACUUCAAUACAGACGUUUACAUGUUGUUUAAUUUCUUUUGGUUUCCGGGGACAACAGAAAUGGUCUCCUUUUGGAUAUCUUUACUUCUACUUUGGGAGUUUACGAUAACAGCACUUAGCAGUUGCAUGCUAUGCUAAACCUUUAUCAUAUGAAAAAGGUUAGCCAAACUGCAACAGUUUAUAAUAUCUGCAGUGAGAUGAGCAAACCAUAACCAUCCCUUAGUUAAAGAAAAGGGAAAACGACCAACCAUCCAUUAGUGGAAGGUAUCUCCAUUCUGAUCACCUCCAAAAAUUUGAGGGGGUUGCAAAAUGCUCGGAAUUUGCAUGCUUCCCAAAGCAAACGGCCCUGAUUUCAUCUCCAAAAGUAACUACUUAUUGCCCUUCCAUAUAUGAACUGAUACCUCGUACAAUUAUACAUAUAGUGCCCCACUUGUAGUGGUUUGUUUGAUGGAAUGAAUAUUACUCCACCAAAAAGUUCAGAUAUGAAUACGCUGGCCUUAACAUGCGCAGAUCAGAGGAACUAGACACUUUCGGUGUUUCGGUUUCAAGACAGCACUUGCCACACACUCGGUUGCUUCCUUUCCUCAAAUUAACCUCCCAACUUAUCUUUAUCCAUUCCGUAUAACUGUUGUUCAGUUUUAUGGAUAUUAGGUACCUAUUUUCUUAUCCUACGCCAUUUGCCAUGAAGUUACUAUUAUUUAGGCGAAAUUGGUAUGCAAAUUUGGUGUCAAUCACCUUGCUGUGCUCUUUUUGCUUGUCAUUUUGGGAGCUCUUUUGAUGUAACUAUAUAUUUUCACCAAUUUCCACGUGAGUUGUUACAGAGACCACAAUCAUCCUGUCCUGAAUGACUUUCACGCUCAACCUUUAUAGUAAGGUACAUAUUUGGCUGCUGAUUAUUACCAUAGAUGCUUUCAAAUUCUAGCUUUGGUCUAGAAACUUCUAUUUCUCGUGUACCAACUGUCCACCCUAGUAUAAUCUAGCUUUCAAUGAUGAGCAUGUUGAGGUCCUGCAGCAAGAUCUGGAUUCUUUUCCUUGUUAAUUCAAAUAGCUAUUAUUUUGGCUUUUAGCACAGGACAUUGUCAGGUUUCUUGUUUCAGUAUUUAUUGGUAGAUAGGUCUUGGAUUUCCCUGAAGCGGGUGUAUAUUUUGCCUUGUUUUCAAUUGAAGAUGGCUGACCUUCAGUAUCUCCAGAUAAGAUGAUACCUCUUGUGUCAGAGUUAUACCUGGCAUUUUCCAAGUUUGGUUAAGGACCCUGGUAUAGAGUGGGAGCUUCGUGUGCAAUGAACUCAACUUUGGUAAAAGUUUCCAAUCUAUAUUGCCUGUGUAUAUCCCUGAACGUGUUAUACAUAUGAUCUACUUUCAUUAAGGAAUCAGGAUUUUACCCUGUUCAGUGAUUUUGGAGUUAUGACAACAUGUGUUGAUGGUAUCAACUAAUUUGAAAUGUUCAGUGAUUUUGGAUUUUGUUACGUCAGUGCUCUAAGACAAUUUCAUCAGGCUGUGGAGAUUAAAUGUUAAGGGAUUCUCUUACUGAUGGCCAAAUCAUGUCAGCGCUGAGGGAUCAGAUGCAUCAACAGCCAACAUCAGAUGCGACAUUUGCUUAUACUGUGAGGAGAACGGUUAAUUAAACUUGAGUAUGUGACCCAUACCUGUAUUGAUUAUGAGGUGCCACAAGACAUGGGCUGUGGGCGCCAAAUUAUCGGGCAGACCAAUCAGCAUCAGGACACUGCUGAAUCUGAUGUACAGUGCGAGGUAACCACAUUAAGGGAGAUGUCGAGCCGGAGGUCACGGUCUAGGCAGUCUGGCUCGUCGAGGAUCACCGAGGAGCAAAUCAGUGACCUCGUUUCCAAGUUGCAGGACCUCCUCCCUGAAGCUCGCCUCCAGAGCAAUGCUAGAGUACCAUCGGCGAGGGUGUUGCAGGAGACGUGCAACUACAUCAGGAGCUUGCACCAGGAGGUGGACGACCUGAGCGAGAGGCUGUCGGAGCUGCUGGCGACGUCCGACAUGAGCAGCGCGCAGGCGGCGAUCAUCCGCAGCCUGCUCAUGUAGGGAGACAGACAGAUGUUGGGGUACCCUUGGAGCGUUCAUAGCCUAAUUAAGAGAGUGAUGUUUAGUACUUCGAGAAGCAGGUUAAUUGCCUCCCUAAUUCGCCAAUGUACUUAGGCUGCGUGCGCGCGCGCUCUUGUCGUGUCGACGCCUGAGCCAGAGCUAUCCCUUUUUCGUGUACUUGAUCAAGCCCAUCGUAAUUCGUGCAAAGCUCAAUUGUAUCAUUUCUGCGUGUUCCUUGCAACUGCUAGUAGCCUAGUACUCCUACUCGGUAUGCCUGUUUGUCUGUCUAGUGGUAGGCGGAGGCGGGCGCCACCUCGUUACCUCUCAUUCGAUACCUUCUGAAUGUGCUAGCUGCUUCCACUUUUGGCGAAA